Molecule: messenger RNA, 6257 nt
Organism: Cricetulus griseus (Chinese hamster)
Lineage: Eukaryota; Metazoa; Chordata; Mammalia; Rodentia; Cricetidae
Source: RefSeq, a predicted model, not a curated record
UCAGCCGCCAUUGACUGAACGGGCUCGCACUUCCUUGCAGAGGGAUGGCUGUGCUUCGGGAGGGCCCCGUAGCCCCACAGCUCACGCUGCUCUGGUAGCGGCUGGCAAGCGGGCGCGAUUCGGGCCCGGGGGUGCACAGGUGCGGCCCACGCCUCCCUCAGCGCCUCAGCGCCUGCCGGGCGGGACCCGGGACGGUUUGAAAUUACAAUGGAAGCAAGCAAGCAGAUUCGAGUGUCUCGGCCAUACAAAAUCAGCGAAUCUUCAAAGGUGUACCACUGGGCUGACCAUUCCACCACAGUGCUGCAGCGGCUGAAUGAGCAGCGGCUACAUGGCCUCUUCUGUGACGUGGUCCUUGUGGUCGAAGAGCAGCAAGUGCCUGCCCACCGCAACCUUCUAGCUGUGUGUAGCGACUACUUCAACUCCAUGUUCACGCUGGGCAUGCGUGAGGCUUUCCAGAAGGAGGUAGAGCUGGUUGGUACCUCCUAUGUGGGGCUCAAGGCUGUGGUGGACUUCCUCUACAGCAGUGAGCUGGAGCUAGACGGCAACAACAUUGACUACAUCCUGGAAACAGCGCACCUGCUGCAGAUCUGGACAGUGGUGGACUUCUGCUGCGAGUACCUGGAGCAGGAGGUGAGUGAGGACAACUACCUAUACCUGCAGGAGCUGGCCUCCAUCUACAGCCUCAAGCGGCUGGAUGCCUUCAUCGACAGAUUUGUUCUGAACCACUUCAGCACACUGUCCUUCACACCUGACUUCCUGCAGACCGUCUCUGUGCAGAAGCUGUGCGUCUACCUGAGCAGUGGCCAGAUACAGCACAAGUGGGAGUAUGACCUGCUGCAGGCGGCUCUGCAGUGGCUCACUCAGCAGCCAGAGCGUGAGGUGCAUAUCUGCCGUGUGCUCGAAAACAUCCGCUUUCCCCUCUUCCCUGAGGACAUCCUGCUCCAGCGUGUGAAGCUGGCCAUGUGCUCACUGUUGCCCAGUGAGGCCAACUGCGAGGGCUUCUUGGAAGAGGCCUUACACUACCAUAACAGCCUGGUGGCACAGCCUGUCCUGCAGACGAAGCGAACAGUGCUGCGCUCUGAGGAGUGCUUGCUCUUCGUGGGCGGUGAGGUCUCCGAGCGGUGUCUGGAGCUGAGCGAUGACACCUGCUACCUAGACACCAAGAGUGAACAGUGGGUGAAAGAGACAUCCCUGCCAGCCCGCCGGAGCCACCACUGCGUUGCUGUGCUGGGGGGCUUCAUCUUCAUUGCUGGUGGCAGCUUCUCAAGAGACAACGGAGGGGAUGCAGCCUCCAACCUUCUUUAUAGGUAUGACCCCCGCCGUAAACAGUGGAUUAAGGUGGCAUCCAUGAACCAGCGCCGUGUGGAUUUCUACCUGGCCUCCAUUGAAGACAUGCUGGUGGCUGUUGGUGGCCGGAACGAGAAUGGAGCCCUGUCUUCUGUAGAGACCUACAGCCCCAAGACCAACUCCUGGACUUAUGUGGCUGGCUUGCCAAGGUUCACCUAUGGCCAUGCAGGCACCAUCUACAAAGACUUCGUGUACAUCUCGGGGGGCCAUGACUACCAGAUUGGCCCGUACCGCAAGAACCUGCUGUGCUAUGACCACCGGACGGAUGUGUGGGAGGAGAAACGGCCCAUGACUACAGCACGAGGCUGGCACAGCAUGUGCAGCCUGGGUGACAGCAUCUAUUCCAUUGGGGGCAGUGAUGACCACAUGGAGUCCAUGGAGCGCUUUGAUGUGCUGGGUGUGGAGGCCUACAGCCCACAGUGCAAUCAGUGGACUCGUGUGGCACCACUGCUGCAAGCCAACAGUGAGUCGGGCGUGGCUGUGUGGCAGGGUCGAAUCUACAUCCUGGGUGGCUACAGCUGGGAGAGCACGGCCUUCUCCAGGGCCGUGCAGGUGUAUGACCAUGAAGCCGACAGGUGGAGCAGGGGUCCGGACCUUCCUAAUGCCAUUGCAGGCGUGUCAGCCUGUGUGUGUGCCCUCAACCCAAGGCUGGAAGAAAAGAAGAAGAGAAGCAAGGACAAGCGCCAGGACCGAGGUCAGUGACACCAAGUCUCUGGCAGAGCAGCCACAUGCACGGCAGUUACUCCCUAGCAGCUUUUUGUACUUUUUUGAUUCCUAGUAUUUUUAUGCUAUCAUGGUAAAUAAUUAAAUACUUUUCACAACUUUACAUAUUAUCUUGUUUGAAUACUUACACUUGGGCCCUCAUAUCUGUAUAGUCCUUCUUCCUGGGCCACACACCCCUGAAAGUUCCUGUGACUGUUCCAACAGUAGCUGGCUCACAGGUUAUAUGGAAAAUUUUGUAGUGAAGUUAGUAUCUCUAAGGUUUGGGCCUCCCCAAACUUAGCUGAAGCUUUUGCACAGACACCCAAGUCGUGCUGAAAGGCUGGGGGAGGCCUGUCCAGAGGACUUAAGUUCUGAGAGUCAGCUGCAUUCUGCAUUCGGUUGUCUCAGGCAAGGGGACGCAUGUCUGUUCUGCAUUUAAGACAUGGGGACUCCAAGCUCCCUGACAGGCAGGCCCCCAGGACUCUUGAUUUUCUUGCUGAAGGUUCCGUAGCAGCCGAUUCUUUUCCUGAAUAGAGUCAUCUCUCCUGGCUGGUAAUCUUUGUGAGUUCUAUGCAUGUCAUUAAGAAAGAAGGGUAGAGAAAAUGGUGCAAUGGUGUUUCUGUACAGUAUUCUAUGGUGUGAGCUGCCCACCUCUUGUCACUGCUAUAGUGAGCUCCCCAAAUCUACCAUCUGUUUUCUCAGAAAUGAAAACGCAAUCCUGUACCACUUUCAAUCAUUUCUCUGGACUGGUGCAGCCAUUGAGAGCACUGUACAAAUGAGUGCGCUGGUCACCAAGAAGGUGGCUGAGUUCCUUCCCCAGCUCUAGCAACUGUCCUUGGCUGCUGACAAGUGGUUUUACCAUGCUGGGAAGAUUCUCUUUCUCAAUUUCUUUGCUUCUUUCUUUGAAACAGGGUCAUACACUGUAGCCCAAGCUAUCAUCAAACUCACGGUGAUCCUCCUGCCUCAGCCUUCUGAAUGCUGGGAACACAGGCACAGCCACCAUACUCAGUUAGACUCUUUGGUGCUUUCAUCUGUCAUACCUCAUUUCUUACUGGACAGCGUCAGGGUAAUGCCUCUCCAGCCCCACAGGAGAUGGUUCCUUCUCUUGGUCUCAGUGACACAUCAAUGUCUGCCUGCUGCCUUGUGAUGAUUUCCAAGAAAUGCCAUUCUGGGAGCACUAGACUCUCAAGUCCAGGCAGAUGUUAGUGAUCUGUACCUCUGGUUAGAAAGACACUGUUAACACUUCAUCAGGAGCAAAACCUCAGCUCACUCAUUUGAUUUUUUUUUUUUUUUUGAGACAAGGGUUUCUUGUAGCCUAAGCUGUCCUUAAACACUUGAUUCUCCUGCCUCUACAUCCCAAGCUGGGGUCUUAAGGAUUUGGUACUGUGGUGGCUAGAAAUAAAUUGGCCCCCAAAGGAAGUGGCAUUAUUAGAUGUGUUCUUGUUGGAGGAAGUGUGUCAUUGUGGAGGUGGGCUUUGAGGGUUCUUAUAUACUCAAGAUAAGACCCAGUGUCUCAGAUCACUUCCUGUUGCCUGUGCAAGAUGUAGAACUCUCAGCUACCUCUCCAGCACCAUGUAUUCCUGCACGCUGCCAUGUCCCACAAUAAUGAUAAUGGACAGAAUCUCUUCACUGUAAGCCACCAACUCAAUUAAAUGUUUUCCUUUAUAAGAGUUGCCAUGGUCAUGGCAUCUCUUCACAGCAAUAGAAACCCUAAAACGCUACCAUGCCCAGAUUAUCAGUUCACUUUUUCUCUUCUGCACUUCCUUCUCUCUAAACCUGGAGUUCACUGUGGUUCUGGUCAGUCUGCCUCUGCAUUAGGCUGGGAGAGGGGAGACUGGCCUGAGGACUGAAGGCUUCAGAGUCACUCUAUCGCUCUCAUAUAAGCAAUCUGCAUAUCUAGUCAGUUACUGUGUGCAGAAGUCCCUAAGGACUCAGACAGUUGAAAGCUUCUGCAAGGCAUGCAGACAAAUGACCAGGGAGCUAUGUGCCCUUCUGUGUAUUACAGGCUCUGAGAAGUCCUACACUAACUGUUUACUUCUAUCAUUCCACCAAUUCCAAACUUUGGCUUUGAAACUCCACCUUUUCCCCUCCCCAAUACUGCCUUCUGCUCAGAAAAGGUUGGGGGCAUGGUGGGAUCAGUGGAAAGGCCUGGAGCCCAGCAGCAAUCCCUGCUCCAGGUUUUUGUUAACUGGGGCUUUAAUUGGAAUUUUUAUGCAAGAAUAAAAGGAAACAGGUCCCCAAUAGGACAGAAGCUUCCAGCUAACCCUGAGCAGGUGACUGUUGGAAUAAUCAUGUCAGGCUUUGAAUCAGACUUUGCAUCUUUUCCUAUAUAGUUUUACUUUGUAUGUGUUGUAGGUUUUUUGGAACCCUGUUUGAGUAAGGCAGAAAUGCAGUAAGAGAUGGAAGGAGAGCUGGAAGCUCAGGGGCCUUUGUCUGCCUGGUCCUCUUGGUGUUUGUAGAGCAGCCAGCUGCUGAGGCACAUGCCUGCCACCAGACACUGGAGAGGCUGAGAUCAGAGGAACUCCUAAGCCAAGGAGACCCAGACCAGUUUAGGCAACACAGUAAGACCCUAAGUUGCCCCCAUUCCCAAAUAUACAUGGAUGUCUGGCACAGUUUAUCCUAUUUCAUAUACAAUAGACCCCUGGUUAGGUGGGGCUCCCUGUUCUGGGCCGUGUGAAUGUUCCUUCCUGUCACUAAUUGUAAGGUGACCUGGACAGCCUUAGAUGAGGCCCUAGCAGUUAACUCAGGUGACGUUUUAGGCCUCUAGCUGAACAAGAAUCUCUACUCCAACAACAAUGUCCUGUGUGCAAGUUUGGAUGUACUGACCUAUGUCUAAGUAUGUAAGCCCAGAGAAACCUUCUAGUGCUGAAAGUAAAAGGUGUCUGUCACCCCUUCCAUCCUCUUAGAGAGUCACCAAUUGUCCUUCCUUACCCUGGUCCCCAUGGUGUGGUGUUGGGCUGUACCCUUAGCCUGGGGUGUCUUUUUAAAAAUCUUUUAAAAACUGUUUUGAUACAUUUUCAUACAAUUUGCUAAUCACCAUUUUAUAGAAUGCCUGCUGGGGUUCCCCAGCUCUUCCCUUACCUCCAGCACCUUAGUUUGUCUAGAUGCCCUGUUGUCUUUGUGUGCCCUGCUUUAUAUGGCUUUGUCUUUCAUCUCACCCUUCUACGUACCCAAUCCAACACAACUCAAGUUUUGUGAGUUUAGAUGGGUAGAACAAUCAGAGGCCCCUGAACCUCUGAUUGAACCAGAGAGCACUGCUGUACCAGGAAGGCAGUUCAUGCCCUUCAGAGGAUCUGUAUUUCUGUUGGAGCUCCUGCUCAGUGGAGUGCAGAGUAGGAGAGUUACCUGAAGCUGAUCCACAUGUGUACUCUGUUUCAGACUGAUCAUUUCUCUAACACAUGUAUGGCUGGGGUUCUGAUCUCUUCCUGUCUACCCCAAUCAGUAAAAAACACCUAACUGUACCUCCAUUAAUACAGCACGCCAUCCCCGUUCUUUGACCUCUGACUUCAGGUGGAUGGGGAGUAUGUGUGUGUGUGGUGUGUGUGGUGUGUGUGGUGUGAUGUGAAUAGAAUUGGUGGCUUCUAAGGAGAGCCGAGUGCCUUAACAAGCUGUGUCUCAGUUAACAGCAUGGAAUGGAUGAGGCUGGGACUCCAGCUCAGUUGGUAAAGUGCUUGCCUAGCAUUCAGGAAGCCCAUGGCCUCCAUCCCGAGCACCACGUAAACUGAGCAUGGUGGCCCAAACCUGUAAUCUCAGCAUUUGGGAGGCGGACACAGGAGGAUCAGAAGUUCAAGGUCACCUUUGACUACACAGUAAGUUUGAGGCCAGCCCUGGCUACAGGAGACCCUGUCUCAAAUUAAUUAAUGACAUAAUAAUAAAUUAAUAGUAAAAAUAAAAGCAUUGGAUGAACAUAAUGUGAACCUGUGUUGACCCAAGAAGAAAGGUCUUUAGGUUUGAUAUUAAAUUGCCCCAGUCAAAAUCAGUAAAGUUUUAUGGUGAUGGAUGCAUUUGGUGCCUUCUGGCUCCUAAUAUCACACAGAUCUGUAACUGUAUAUGCUUUUAAUUCAAAGCUUUUGUGUCUAAUUUUUUGCCCUUCAAAGUUUUCCUGUCUUGCCUCCUUAGUUAACUUUCUGCAUGUUGCAUUUGUUUUGACUUCCUUACGGAGCUCUCAGUUCCUAAAAUACAAAAUUAAAACAACUUUCUUGCCGGGG